This is a messenger RNA of Pseudogymnoascus destructans, 1143 nucleotides long. RefSeq lists its product as uncharacterized. The record is from RefSeq and is a predicted model, not a curated record. The coding region runs from base 1 to 1143 and encodes 380 amino acids. The transcript has a single exon. NCBI's taxonomy places the organism in Eukaryota, Fungi, Ascomycota, Leotiomycetes, Thelebolales, Thelebolaceae.
AUGGCGUCAACAACAGCAACAGCGAGCACCUCCACGCCUCCCCUCGCCGAAUCCCUCCUCACACGCCCCAUCAACACCCAGCCCCAAUCCCCCCUCUACGCCCUCCCCCAGGAGAUCCGCGACCAAAUCUUCGCCUACGCACUCACACCCUACACCCCCAAGGCACCUCCACCACCCCCAAAGCCCUCGGCGCUCUACCCCUCAACAAGCGCCCCGCGCCCGCGCAAGCCAAACCCAUGGAACCCCAUCCGCGCACCCUACCACAUCAACACCUCAUACUCCCGCCCCGGCCAGCGCGCCAAGGUCCACCACCCCACCGCGCUUCUGCUGGUCAGCCGCCUCACACACCUCGAGACGGCGCACAUGCCUGUCCCGCUCGCGACACAUACUUUCUACGCGCCGCCCUCGAGCGGACCGCCGGAUCUGUUGGCGUCGCCGGAGUACUUCGCUCGCAUGAGCCCGGCGCAACAAGCUACCGUCCGUCGUGUCCGCGUCUUCGCUGAUGUGGCGUGGUUGCUCAAGGGCGAGUUGGAGGGAAUGUGCACACACCCCACUAUGCGCGGCGUGACGGACUUCUCGCUCGUGGUCCGCUGGUGCGAUUGGCGCGGCUGGGCCUCGAAUGAGGCGCUCAGCCUUGCGAGUCGGCCUGUGCCGGCGGUGCAGGUUGAGGAGGAGGAGGAGCGUUUACAAGACCCGGCGGAGCAGGAGAUGGAGUUCGCUGCCCCCCCAACACCAAUGGGCGGUGUCGAGAUGGCGGAUCCUAUGGAGGCCCUCACACAGGAUGGGUGCGCGGAUGUGCAGGAGGCGCUUGAGGCUGCGAUUGCGCAGCUUUCGAAUUUGAAGUCCGUAUCACUCUCGCUUGAGGCCCCAUACGUCAAGUCCGACGAGCUGGAGGCGCAACUCUCGGCUGCGCGCGAGUGGAACUUCCACCUUGGCGGCAAGGCCGCGAGAGAGGAAGAGAAGACCGUCAGGGGUGUUGUUUCCGGCGAGGCCGAAUGGGAGGCACCGAUGUGCGCAUGGAGCGAUUUCUGCGCGCAUUGCGGUGGUGGAAUUGGAGAUGAUAAGGCAUGCGAGGAGCGCAAGAGGCGCAGGUGCCGUGGUCUCGGACCGAGAGUCCUUGGAGGUGUCGUGAGGUGGUGCUGA